Molecule: messenger RNA, 4857 nt
Organism: Scophthalmus maximus (turbot)
Lineage: Eukaryota; Metazoa; Chordata; Actinopteri; Pleuronectiformes; Scophthalmidae
Gene: clcn5b
Product: chloride channel, voltage-sensitive 5b
Exons: 17
Coding region: 598-3087 (829 amino acids)
Biological process (GO): transmembrane transport; chloride transport
Cellular component (GO): early endosome; synaptic vesicle; Golgi apparatus
Molecular function (GO): voltage-gated chloride channel activity
Source: RefSeq, a predicted model, not a curated record
UCGACUUGUUCUCCUGGCUCUGCAGGAUGCACUUGUGAAGGCGGCGGACGUUAGGCGGCUAAACCGGAAAUGAGCCGCUUUGCUUUUUCACAUUAAAACUAACCCAAUUUGACCGACAACGAAACGAGAACGCGCACAUUCGGAUCGGUCUGACGUACAGAAACACUUGCGGACGAUUUCGGUUCAAAACGCGAUGAAACGAACCGUGAACUCUGUCCAGGUGAAGGUAUCGCGCCGUGAGCGCCGUCGACCGGAAGUCGUCGCUAAUCUGAGCUCGACGCUAACUUAACGUCGGGCUUCCUGAGGGGCGACAGCGACAACACAGCUGCGGGACACUUCUUCUUCUUCUUCUUCUUCUCCCCGCCACAUUCUCUCUGGCUUUCACGAGAUAAAUCCUCACGGCCGUUUCCCCUGUGUCGGCGCGGAGCCGGGGAGCCUUCGACGGGACGCACCGCGCCAUGACGCAGCGGUUCGGCCGGAGCCGCUGACUUCGCCCGUCGGUUGACGCGAGCGGUCCGCGGGACGAGUCCGAGUCACGAGACCCGAGCUGAGCCGCAGGCACCGCGAGGCCCCGCGGGGCGACGAGGACCUGACAGGAUGGAGAACCCUGGUUACUGCUCCGGCAGCUUCGACAGCCUUCACCACCCGCGUGUCAUCGACGAGGUUGCCGACGACGACGACGACGAUGAGAUGGUCGACAUCGCUGGGGCCACUCUGGAUUUCUCCAGCACGGACGACGUUCCUCCUCUCAGCUCAGGAGGUUACGAGGUGCAUGCCGGAGGCGGUGGGGGCGUCGCCAGAGCAGCCGGCGUGAAUGGUACCGGCCCCAGUAAACUGGUGGACCCGCUGGAGGACCUCCUGCCCGGAGUGGGCACGUACGAAGACUUCAACACCAUCGACUGGGUCCGAGAGAAGAGCAAGGACCGCGACCGACACCGAGAGAUCACCAAUAAGAGCCGUCGGUCGACCGUGGAUCUGCUGAUCAGCGUCAGCGAUGCCUUCUCCGGGUGGCUGCUCAUGCUGCUGGUGGGACUCAUGUCAGGCGCUCUCGCCGGCGGCAUCGACAUCGCCGCCCACUGGCUGACGGACAUGAAGGAAGGCGUGUGUCUCAUCGGCUUCUGGUUCAACCACGAGCACUGCUGCUGGAAUUCCAACGAGACCACGUUCCAGGAGCGGGACCGCUGUCCGCAGUGGCAGAGCUGGGCGGAGCUCAUCACGGGGACGCCGGAGGGUGCGUUUGCCUACAUUGUGAACUAUUUGAUGUACAUCUUCUGGGCGCUGCUCUUCGCCUUCCUGGCCGUCGCGCUGGUCCGGGCCUUUGCUCCGUACGCAUGUGGCUCUGGAAUACCGGAGAUUAAAACCAUCCUGAGCGGCUUCAUCAUCCGCGGCUACCUGGGGAAGUGGACCCUCAUCAUCAAGACCAUCACCCUGGUGCUGGCCGUCUCCUCGGGGCUCAGUCUGGGGAAGGAGGGCCCCCUGGUGCACGUGGCGUGCUGCUGCGCCAACAUACUGUGUCACCUGUUCACCAAGUACCGGAAGAACGAGGCCAAGCGGCGAGAGGUUUUAUCGGCGGCGGCAGCAGUCGGCGUGUCCGUGGCGUUCGGCGCACCCAUCGGAGGAGUUCUCUUCAGCCUGGAAGAAGUGAGUUAUUACUUCCCGCUGAAGACGCUGUGGCGCUCCUUCUUCGCCGCGCUCGUCGCCGCCUUCACGCUGCGCUCCAUCAACCCGUUCGGCAACAGCCGCCUGGUGCUGUUCUACGUGGAGUUCCACGCUCCGUGGCACCUGGUGGAGCUGGCCCCCUUCAUCCUGCUGGGCAUAUUCGGCGGCCUGUGGGGGGCGCUGUUCAUCAGGGCCAACAUCGCCUGGUGCAGGAGACGUAAAACCACUCGCCUGGGUCACUACGCCGUCACGGAGGUGCUGGUGGUCGCCGCGGUGACCGCCCUGCUCGCCUUCCCCAACAGCUACACCAGGAUGAGCGGCGCCGAGCUCAUCUCCGAGCUGUUCAAUGACUGCUCGCUGCUCGACUCCUCCCAGCUCUGCGGCUACAAACAGCCGGCCAACACGUCAGAAACAGGUGUUGGUAACAGCCUGGCGGACCGGCCGGCAGGGGAAGGCCUGUACACCGCUCUGUGGCAGCUGGCCUUGGCCUUAGUCUUCAAGAUCUUGAUCACCGUCAUCACCUUUGGCAUGAAGGUUCCCUCCGGCCUCUUCAUCCCCAGCAUGGCCGUCGGCGCCAUCGCCGGCCGCCUGCUGGGCGUCGGCAUGGAGCAGCUGGCCUACUACCACCACGACUGGUUCAUCUUCAAGGGCUGGUGCUCGCCGGGGGCGGACUGCAUCACGCCGGGGCUCUACGCCAUGGUCGGCGCCGCCGCGUGCUUAGGCGGCGUGACCCGCAUGACGGUGUCGCUGGUCGUCAUCAUGUUCGAGCUGACCGGCGGGCUGGAGUACAUCGUCCCGCUCAUGGCCGCGACCAUGACCAGCAAGUGGGUGGCGGACGCUUUCGGGAGAGAGGGAAUCUACGAGGCUCACAUCCGGCUGAACGGUUACCCGUUCCUGGAGCCGAAGGAGGAGUUUGACCACAGCAGCCUGGCGGUGGACGUGAUGAGGCCACGGAGGUCGGACCCCGCGCUCGCCAUGCUCACGCAGGAGGGCAUGACCGUCGGCGAGGUGGAGGCGCUGGUGGAGAGCACGCGCUACAGCGGUUUCCCUGUGGUCGUGUCCCAGGAGUCGCAGCGGCUCGUGGGUUUCGUGCUCAGACGAGACCUGCUAAUAUCCAUAGACAACGCCCGGAAGCGGCAGGAUGGCGUCGUCAGCGCCUCGCAGGUGGUCUUCACCGAGCACGUUCCGCCCCACGCCGCCGACGGUCCGCCCCCCCUCCGCCUGCGGGGGAUCAUGGACCUGAGCCCCUUCACGGUCACCGACCACACGCCCAUGGACAUCACCGUGGACAUCUUCAGGAAGCUGGGCCUACGCCAGUGUCUCGUCACGCACAACGGGAAGCUGCUGGGCAUCAUCACGAAGAAGGACAUUCUGAAGCACAUGGCGCACAUCGCCAACAGAGACCCCGACUCCAUCCUCUUCAACUGAGCCGCCUCCUCCUCUUCCUCCUCUGUGGACCAGACACCAGCACCAUCUUCUUCUCUUUCCACUUUGAAAAGAAGCUGUGCAGAGAAAGUCAAGUAAGUGGAGCUCCAUGUGCACAGGCGACCACAGAACAAUGGAAUAUAAUUUUUUUUGUUUUGUUUUGUUUUUUUGGUAAGUUGGAGACGUUUUUUUUCUGAAAGUGACCACUUGGAAAAAAGAAAAAAAAACAGUGACUCCUCCCGGUUUGACCCGGACGCCUGCGGGACGGAUGCACACGAGGAAAGCUAGUCAAUGGAAUAUUUCACAUCUGCUUUUCUUGGGCUUUUUAUUUUUUCUCUUCCUCCCUCUUGGAAUUCUCAAAAUUCUCUCCCCUCCAUUUGUCUUUUUUUUUUUUUCUUCUUUUUUUUUUAAAGGAGGUGGGAAAAGAUAAUCCCGUUGUGGAGGAGGGGAGGAGGAGGAGGAGGAAGAGAUGAAGGGAGGGUUGGGAAUCUCCGUGCCUGUCUGCCCUCCGGCCGCCCCAGCGAGCACGGACACGGCGCUCCGAGCUGGGCUGAUGGAUGCUCCGACGCCUCCCUCCCCCCUCUUCCCUCCCCCUCCUCCUCCUCCUGUAGCUCCGGGCUGAAGGAUUCCAGAGUGUGACAAGUGGAUCUAAUGCACACACACACUUACACUCCUUAACGACUUCAUGGAAGCCUGGGAACUCUCCAGAUUCUUCUUCUUUUUCUUUUUGUUGUCAGACGAUUGACAGUUGUAAACUCCCACCUGGGAACGCUGCGGCUGUCGUCUCCGAUCGGACAGUCAUAUUCCCAAAUAAAACACAUAGACAAUGCUGCCUCAUGGAAGGACGUGAACGUUCCUCGGCUCCUGUGGAAGGUUUAAAAAAAACAAAUAUAUAAAUAUAUAUAUAUACAUAUAUAUAUAUAUAUAUAUAAGAAGGAGAGAAUCAUGACGUGGAUUAAUUUAUGUUUAUGUAAAAGAAAAAAAUUGUUUGUUCCACUAAAUUAUUUCACUGACUUGAACGAGUGUUUUGUCUUUUCCUGGAUCCUUGUCAGCUUUCUGUUCCUGCCUGUUCCUGGUUUUUUAAUUAAACUUCAAUAUUCUCUUUGUUUUAAAGUACGAGAGUACUUUAAGUAUCUGAAAACCAGGAAAACUGGAAACAUCACAAAUAAUCAUGAAAGAAAACGGCUGAUUUGUCGAGGAAUGAACCGGAAAUAAUCAAAUUUAAUAAUUAGAUUUGUUUAGUGAAAUAUCUGCAGCUUCUCCUUCUAGGGAGGGUUGGUUGGUUUGAUGAAACAAAACAAUCUGAAUACGUCGCGCUCACAGACGAAUGAGAAAGAAAGUCAUCAGCAUAUUGAUGAAUAAUAAAAAAUGACUCAGAUUUUAAUCUGUGGCUUCACAUGGAAAACUGUCGGUCCUCUUCCAAAUAUGACCAAGUCUGUAGAACUGUGAUUCUACAUGAAUCAGAUUGAUUUUGAUUUGAUUUGAUUUUGUUUUAGCAUCUUUCAGCUCAUCGUUCUUGGUUUACCAACGAUUAUUUUACAGUGUUGUUUCACUUACACUGAUCAUAAUAAUGUGACAAACAAGUAAAAUAAAAUUCAAAUAAAAUGUUUGUAUACCAACUGAUUAAUAGAUAAUAAUAAGUUAAUGUCUGAUAGAUCCCAAUAUUGAUAUUUAUUUUUUUGGUGGGGCAAUGACAAUUCUGAUAUCAGGGAGUAAAACAUUUACAUUUAUGGACCUAUAUACAAAAGAAAUAAAAAAAAUUUGGCAACCAUA